CCAACCCAGCUUUUAUAUAACCAUCUCCUUCCAGCUUCUCUUCCACUCCCAUGUCCCUCUCUCUCUCUCUCUCUCUCCCCGAGCCUCUCUCUCUAACGGAGAAUCAGCUUCCGGACGAACCCUUUAAACCGCCAUUGAAAUGGAGCCCGCAGUUGCAAGGAGGCCAUGUUUCGCCGAGGAGGACGACGGCCUGGCCUCUCUGGCGGAUAUGGAGGCUGGGUUUUCCGGCAAGCUCAGCCGCAGCGGCAGCGGCGGCAACAGCCCGAUAUUGUCUCGGUCGAUGUGCUCCUCGAGGGGCGCCUUCAGGAACAUCAGAGUCUCCCCUGUUUCUGCUACCCCGAUGUCGCCGAGGUUCUACGACGCGAGGUACGAGGACCACCACCUUCACCAGCCCCACUUCUUGGACUCCUGCUUCCUCUGCAAGAAGCCCCUCGGGAACAACAGGGACAUCUUCAUGUACAGAGGGGACACGGCGUUCUGCAGCGAAGAGUGCAGGCAGGAGCAGAUAGACAUGGACGAGGCGAAAGAGAAGAACUGGAACCUCUCUUCUUCCAUGAAAGCCCUGAGGAAAAAGGACCAGAGGAAAUCAAGCUCUCCUCCCAAGGCUCAGGACUACGCCUUCCAUGCCAGCACCGUUGCGGCAGCUUCAUGAAUGGAAGGCGCCCCUUUGCUUCUGUGUCUAAUAAAUGCAAGACUGCUAAGAUCGAUGGACCGAAUCCCGGCACCGAUCAGCGGAAAAAAAAAAAAAACGAGGUCUUUGGUUUCUGACGGAAACAGAGAAGGGCCAAGGAGAGUAGUGAAGAAGAAGAUGAAGAUGAAGCAGCUAUGAUACGACCCGUUUUGGGAGAGUUUCCCUCUUUCUGGAUUUUUGUUCAAAGCUUUUUUACUGUAAAUGCAAAAAUGGAAGGGUUGGUAAUUACAUACCGAAGGGGAGUGAGUGGUAGGGGGAAGGGGAGCGGGGUGUUGCUUGGUUUGCUCAAUGAGAUGGCUCUGUUUAUUGCAUUUUCUGGUUUUUGGGUCGAUGAGUACUGACCGUGAAAAUCGAAAUACAAGUUUUUACUCCUUUUUUCCGGCAAA
This is a messenger RNA of Punica granatum (pomegranate), 1077 nucleotides long. Lineage: Eukaryota; Viridiplantae; Streptophyta; Magnoliopsida; Myrtales; Lythraceae. The record is from RefSeq and is a predicted model, not a curated record.